AUGUCUAUUCACAUCUAUCUAUCUAUCUAUCUAUCUAUCUAUCUAUCUAUCUAUCUAUCUAUCUAUCUAUCUCAGCCUGUUUACAUCUAUCUAUCUAUCUAUCUAUCUAUCUAUCUAUCUAUCUAUCUAUCUAUCUAUCUAUCUAUCUCAGCCUGUUUACAUCUAUCUCUCUCUCUAUCUAUCUAUCCUCCAUUUAUUUGUUUUUCAUUCCUUUCUUUCUCAUUCUUUCUUUCAUUUUUUUUAUCUCUCUCAUUCGCUUCCUGUCUCUCUUCCCAGCUACAUUCCUUCUUUCUAUCGCUUGUUUUGUCCCCCUUUUUCUUUGUUUUGUCCCCCUUUUCCUUGUUUUGUCCCCUUUUUUCCUUUUUAUCAGUUCUCUUUUCCUCUCAAUUUCUCUUCAUAUUUUAUUCCAAAUUAUCUCCCUUGCAUUUCUCACACAUUUCCUCUCUCACUUGGACUCUGAUUUACCCCCCCCCUUUAUUUGUUUAUACAUAUCCCCUUUUUCUCUCUCGCUUUCUCCCUCGUGCUUCUCAGACUCAUCAUUCGUUUCUCUCUCUAUCAUUAUCUUCCUCGAUAUACUAUUUGAUGGUUAUUUCCUACUGUCCGUCCUACGCAUGUUAUUGUUCUUUAUCUGUCUAUCUGCCAGCCUGUCUCUCUCCCCACUUCUUUCUCCGUUUCGUUGUCUUACUCACUGUUUAUCUUCAUCCUUUUUUCUGUUAUUAUCACUCAUCACGCUACAAUGGCGGCUCUCAUUUCUUAUCUAUUCCAACUAAUCACGACUUUAUGUGGCCUCAAAUUUCCAUCUAUGAACCUAUCUAUCUAUCUAUCUAUCUAUCUAUCUAUCUAUCUAUCUAUCUAUCUCACAGCCUGUUCGUAUCUAUCUAUCUAUCUAUCUAUCUAUCUAUCUAUCUAUCACAGUCCUGUUCUAUCUAUCUAUCUAUCUAUCUAUCUAUCUAUCUAUCUAUCUAUCUAUCUAUAUCUAUCUAUCUAUCUAUCUAUCUCAGCCUGUUCCUAUCUAUCUAUCUAUCUAUCUAUCUAUCUAUCUAUCUAUCUAUCUAUCUAUCUCAGUCUCUGUAUCUAUCUACUUUGAUCUUUCACAAUCAGUUCACAUCUUCGAAUCUAAGUCAGUAUCUUCCUUCCUUUCUUUUCUUUCUUUCUUUUCUUUUUUUUAUCUAUCUAUCUAUCUAUCUAUCUAUCUAUCUAUCUAUCUAUCUAUCUAUCUAUUUCAUCCUGUUUAUUAUCUAUCUAUUUUAUUUACAUUCCAUUCUUUAA
This is a messenger RNA of Acanthosepion pharaonis, 1269 nucleotides long. NCBI's taxonomy places the organism in Eukaryota, Metazoa, Mollusca, Cephalopoda, Sepiida, Sepiidae. The record is from the annotation of a GenBank genome assembly.